AUGGAUGCUAGAGACAAGCCUGUUUUGACUAUGUUAGAAAGAAUUCGAUUGUAUAUAAUGUUGUUGAUGGCUGGAAGAAGGGUUUUAUGUGAGAAAUGGCAUGGACAAGUUGGACCAAGAAUUAGAAAGAUAUUAGAGAAAAACAAAGGAAAAGCUCAGUGGUACAUUCCUAAGGUUGCUGGACAGAAUAAGUUUGAAGUAAUGCACCAUAGUGGCCACAACUUUGUUGUUGAUUUGAAUGCCCAUUCUUGUUCAUGUCAUGCCUGGGAUUUGAAUGGAAUACCAUGUUUGCAUGCUUGUGCUGUAAUAAGUUGGUUUCAUGGGAAUCCAGAGAACUUUUGUGAUGCAGUGUACAAGCGAGAUGCUUAUUUGAGAGCCUAUGAACCAAUGAUUAUGCCUAUGACUAGCCAAGAUCAGUAG
This is a messenger RNA of Prunus armeniaca (apricot), 420 nucleotides long. The record is from the annotation of a GenBank genome assembly. Lineage: Eukaryota; Viridiplantae; Streptophyta; Magnoliopsida; Rosales; Rosaceae.